GUUGAAUGAGUGGUGUUGUUUGAUGCCGUCCUUAUUAUACAACAAUUUUCUUAUUUAUUAAAUUAUUUAUUUUAUUUUAAUUUUCUGUAAUUUAUCAGUAUUUUCAGAUUUCAGUUUUUUGCUUCCUCUUUGCUCCUCCUCCUUAUCUCUCCUCUGCGGCGUCUGCUAUCUUUAGAACUCGAAUACCUUGAAAAUGGGUGCGGCACAAAACGGCAUUGACAUGGAGGAGGGGACAUUGGAGAUUGGCAUGGAGUACAGAACUGUCUCCGGAGUUGCUGGACCUCUAGUUAUCCUUGAUAAAGUUAAGGGACCAAAAUAUCAGGAGAUUGUUAAUAUUCGACUAGGGGAUGGAACAACCCGACGUGGUCAGGUCCUGGAAGUUGAUGGUGAAAAGGCGGUUGUUCAGGUUUUUGAAGGAACAUCUGGAAUCGACAACAAAUAUACAACUGUGCAAUUUACUGGGGAGGUGUUAAAAACUCCCGUCUCUUUGGAUAUGCUCGGGCGUAUUUUUAAUGGUUCUGGCAAACCCAUUGACAAUGGCCCUCCAAUCUUGCCUGAGGCUUACUUAGAUAUAUCUGGGAGUUCUAUCAACCCUAGUGAGAGAACCUAUCCUGAAGAAAUGAUUCAGACAGGGAUUUCCACAAUUGAUGUAAUGAAUUCAAUAGCUAGAGGACAGAAAAUCCCUCUAUUUUCUGCAGCUGGUCUUCCCCAUAAUGAAAUUGCUGCUCAGAUAUGUCGCCAAGCUGGUUUAGUAAAACGAUUGGAGAAGUCUGAGGACCUUCUUGGGGAUGGGGAAGAAGACAAUUUUGCAAUUGUGUUUGCAGCUAUGGGUGUAAACAUGGAGACUGCACAGUUUUUCAAACGUGACUUUGAGGAAAAUGGUUCCAUGGAGAGGGUGACCCUUUUUCUUAACCUGGCAAAUGACCCAACAAUUGAACGAAUAAUUACUCCUCGUAUUGCUCUUACAACCGCAGAAUAUUUGGCUUAUGAGUGUGGCAAGCAUGUUCUUGUGAUACUUACUGAUAUGAGUUCUUAUGCCGAUGCUCUUCGUGAGGUUUCUGCUGCCCGAGAAGAAGUACCUGGGAGACGUGGAUAUCCUGGGUAUAUGUAUACCGAUCUGGCCACAAUAUAUGAGCGUGCUGGAAGAAUCGAAGGACGAAAAGGUUCUAUAACACAAAUUCCAAUUCUAACCAUGCCAAAUGAUGAUAUUACACAUCCUACCCCAGAUCUUACGGGAUAUAUCACUGAGGGGCAAAUAUACAUUGAUAGACAGCUUCACAAUAGACAGAUAUAUCCACCAAUCAAUGUGCUUCCAUCACUAUCUCGGUUGAUGAAGAGUGCCAUUGGUGAGGGGAUGACUCGCAGGGACCAUGCUGAUGUGUCUAAUCAGCUGUAUGCAAAUUAUGCCAUUGGGAAGGAUGUACAGGCAAUGAAAGCUGUGGUUGGUGAAGAAGCGCUUUCUUCAGAGGACCUGCUAUACUUGGAGUUCUUGGAUAAAUUUGAGAGGAAAUUUGUUACCCAAGGAGCAUAUGACACCCGAAACAUCUUCCAAUCACUUGAUUUGGCAUGGACACUGCUUCGCAUCUUCCCUCGUGAGCUUCUCCAUCGUAUUCCAGUAAAAACUCUUGACCAGUACUAUAGCCGAGAUGCAGCUAAUUGAAAGAAGCAAGCUCCAUAGGCCUAUAUUUCCUGCUCUAUUGUCUUCAAGAGUUUGUUUGUUUGACUGUUUUUGGUUAAUAGCUUUCCCCUAUAAGAAGUAAUAAGUGCUCUAGUCAAGCUUCCCUCCAUAAGUUCUUUGGCUAGUCAAGAGGAGACCGAAAUUCUUUGGAACAUUACUUUCAACUAGAUCUUGUAAAUUUUGUAUCCUGUUCUUUAGUGCAAAACCUGAUUGCGCCAUGGAUAUGAACUUUUCCGGGAAAUUAAAUGGGGGCUUGUUGCAAGUCUGAAGCCCCAUGUGAUGCUUCUUGUUUAUUUCUUUAAUCUGAUCUGUUUUGGAUUUUGUUUUAUUGAGAAGGAAACACAGGUCCAGUACCUUUAAAUUGUGU
This is a messenger RNA of Rubroshorea leprosula, 2045 nucleotides long. The record is from the annotation of a GenBank genome assembly. Lineage: Eukaryota; Viridiplantae; Streptophyta; Magnoliopsida; Malvales; Dipterocarpaceae.